AUUUUAAACAUCCUUCAAGCAGCCUUUUGAGAAAUGCACUGGCUCUGCUGUACUUUUGGGGAACACUAUAAAUCAACUGGUUAAUCCCAUUUAAGGGUAAUGUUUUGCUAUUAUCCAAGCUGAAGAUUUUCCUACAACAAAGAUUUUUAAUGAAAAUCACAUAACAAGAUCCAUUAAGAAAAUCUAUGGAUUUACCAGCUGUUACUGAAACAGCGCUGGAGCUUCCAGUUAAUAAAUCUGAAGCCUUUGCUACUGUGGACUCAUUAUGGACAACCACCGCCAAUGGUUCUGUCCGGCUCCGGAUUGAUGACUCCUGUCCUCAGCCUGCUGUAACUGUGCACCAAUUAUUUCUGGAAUGUGUGGAUAAAUAUGGAUCUCUGAAUGCCAUGUCAAGCAAGAAGGAUGGGAUAUGGGAACAUGUCACCUUCUUGGAAUACUACAAGUUGUCACGCAAAGCUGCCAAGAGCUUCCUGAAGCUUGGAUUGGAACGGUUUCAUGGUGUUGGAAUACUGGGGUUUAACUCACCUGAAUGGUUUAUUUCUGCAGUAGGCGCUGUCUUUGCGGGAGGAAUUGCUACAGGCAUUUAUGCAACCAAUUCACCUGAUGCCUGUCACUACAUUGCCAGCGAUUGUACAGCAAAUAUCAUUGUGGUUGAAAAUGAGAAACAGCUGGAAAAGAUCUUACAGACAUGGGAGAAACUACCUCACCUCAAAGCUGUUGUUCAGUAUAAAGGCACUUUACUGGAGAAACAUCCAAAUGUGUACAUGUGGGAAGAAUUUAUGGAACUGGGGAAAGAUAUAGCUGAAGAGCAGCUCGAUGACAUCAUAAGCACUCAGAAACCCAAUGAGUGUUGUGUUCUUAUUUACACAUCUGGUACCACUGGGAAUCCGAAAGGUGUAAUGCUCAGCCAUGACAACAUCACCUGGACAGCGGCCCACGCCAGCAGAGCUGGAAACAUGAUUCCUGCCGAAAUCCAGCAGGAGGACAUUGUCAGUUACCUGCCUCUCAGCCAUAUUGCAGCCCAAAUAUAUGAUCUGUGGACUGGUAUUAAAUGGGGAGAGCAUGUCUUCUUUGCUGAUCCAGAUGCUUUAAAGGGUACGCUUGUGGAUACACUGAGGGAGGCUCAGCCUACAUCACACAUGGGGGUCCCAAGAGUAUGGGAGAAAAUAAUGGAGCGCAUUAAGGAUGUGUCAGCACAGGCUGGAGUAGUGAGGAGGAAGAUGCUUUCCUGGGCAAUGUCUGUUAGCCUGGAAAGGAACCAGAGACAACCAAGGAAUGGGGAACAGAAGCCUUUUCUCACAACGCUGGCUGAUUUUUUGGUCCUGUCCAAGAUUCGCAAGGCCUUGGGUUUCUCUCGCUGCCAGAAACAUUUCUCAGGCGCAGCACCCAUCUCCAAGGAAACAUUAGAGUUCUUCUUGGGCCUCAAUAUUACACUGUAUGAGGCAUAUGGCAUGUCUGAAACAACAGGACCCCAUUGUAUGUCUGGCCCGCAGACCCACCGCUUUCAAUGCUGCGGUAAGGCAGUACCUGGGUGCCAGGUGAAAAUUGUGAAUAAAGAUGGAGAAGGAAACGGGGAAAUCUGCUUCUGGGGGCGAAACGUCUUCAUGGGAUACUUAAACAUGGAGGACAAAACAAGAGAGGUUUUUGACAAUGAAGGCUGGUUACACUCAGGGGAUCUUGGAGUGUUGGAUGAUGAUGGCUUCUUACAGGUGACGGGGAGAAUUAAAGAACUGAUUAUUACUGCUGGAGGUGAGAAUAUCCCUCCCGUCCCUAUAGAAGAUGCUGUAAAGAGAUGUCUGCCCAUUGUCAGUAAUGCUGUGUUAAUUGGAGAUAGAAGGAAAUUUGUGUCAAUGCUUCUCACCCUUAAGAGCACAGUGAACCCAGUUACUUUGGAGCCAAUGGACACCCUGACGCAGGAAGCAAUACGGUUUUGUCACGGUGCUGGUAGCGAGGCCACAACUGUGUCAGAAAUUCUGGGGCAGAAGGAUCAGGCUAUUUACAGAGCCAUUCAAGAAGGAAUUAACAAAGUGAACAAAGAUGCAGUUUCCAAUGCUCAACGCAUCCAGAAGUGGACAAUCCUACUCAAGGAUUUCUCAAUAUCUGGUGGUGAAAUGGGGCCAACAAUGAAAAUAAAGCGUCAUGCAAUCAUAGAGAAGUACAGAAAAGAAGUGGAGGCUUUCUACAGAGAGUAAACCCCCAAGUGGUAAACGUGUCUAACUUUGGUAACACUUGAAGUAACCAUUGAUGUUCCAACACACAGAUGAACAUAUGGGUUUUUUUGCUGCAUUGCAUACAGCUACAAAUUAAAUGAGCUUAUAGACACUCAACAAAUAGAACUAUAUAAGAUUAUCCAGAUCUCCAAUUUAACAAUUUUACGUGGUUUGCUAAAAUUAAUUUCUGGAACAGUGUUACAAAAUUGAAGGUUAUGAUAAUUGUAUAAUACAGUGAAUACAAUUAGUUACUUAUGUGUUAAGUCUGGCUUCUCAAUAAACAUUUUGAAGUACA
Messenger RNA from Spea bombifrons (plains spadefoot toad), 2505 nucleotides. It is a transcript of the gene ACSBG1, whose product is annotated as acyl-CoA synthetase bubblegum family member 1. Bases 186 to 2192 code for a protein of 668 amino acids. Gene Ontology annotation, molecular function: long-chain fatty acid-CoA ligase activity. The transcript is spliced from 14 exons. NCBI's taxonomy places the organism in Eukaryota, Metazoa, Chordata, Amphibia, Anura, Pelobatidae. Gene Ontology annotation, cellular component: membrane; endoplasmic reticulum. The record is from RefSeq and is a predicted model, not a curated record.